GUAGCCAACAUUUGCUGCUAUUUUUGUGUUUUAAGAUAAAGAUUCACAAUGUUGUUGUUUUCAGUGUUGUGGGUGAUUUUUAUUACCGGUAAAUGUACUGCAGAGUCAAUGUCAUAUACAUCAGCAAUUUUACCAAAACGAAAUACUACUACUGUCUUAAAGUUUCAAGGAUUUGAAUUCUAUUACGAGACUGCGCUAAAAGUAAACUUUUUUCAAGCUCAUAGACUAUGUAAAUUAUAUGGAAUGGACUUGCUAUAUGUUGAUUCGUUUGAUGAAAAUGAGCGAUUAGGAAUAUUUGCAACUCAAAUCGGACAUGGACAUGACCACUUUUGGACAUCAGGCAACAAUCUCCACGAUUUUCAAGAAUAUUUUUGGUUAUCGAAUGGAAAAACAUUCAGAUAUACGAACUGGUACCCAGGAGAACCGAAUUUGGGUGCCAGUGGUGCCGAUACAAAUGAAAGAUGUGUGGAAAUACGCACUCUAGAUAAAGGCGGAUUCUCUUGGAAUAAUGUCCCUUGCGAGAGACUGUGCUAUUUUAUUUGCAAGAAAAAUAAAAAUAUUGGCUGCAUUACUAAAGUAGUAUAAUUCAUAUUUAAUGUACUGAAUCCACAAUAAAGUAAACAUUAUAUAACAAUUAAGAUUAAGCAAACACA
Diabrotica virgifera virgifera (western corn rootworm) is the source of this 653-nucleotide messenger RNA. RefSeq names its product perlucin-like. The record is from RefSeq and is a predicted model, not a curated record. Gene Ontology annotation, molecular function: carbohydrate binding. The coding region runs from base 49 to 585 and encodes 178 amino acids. The transcript is spliced from 3 exons. NCBI's taxonomy places the organism in Eukaryota, Metazoa, Arthropoda, Insecta, Coleoptera, Chrysomelidae. Gene Ontology annotation, biological process: biological process involved in interspecies interaction between organisms. Gene Ontology annotation, cellular component: external side of plasma membrane.